Molecule: messenger RNA, 1401 nt
Organism: Ilyonectria robusta
Lineage: Eukaryota; Fungi; Ascomycota; Sordariomycetes; Hypocreales; Nectriaceae
Product: glycoside hydrolase superfamily
Exons: 4
Coding region: 1-1401 (466 amino acids)
Source: RefSeq, a predicted model, not a curated record
AUGAGAGUUGCAUCUAUCCUGGGCUGUGUCGCUUUGGUUGCUGGCGCUGCUAUUCCCGGUGAGAGUACGAUCAAUGAGCGCGCCAGUGAAACUAUUGAGAAGCGUGCUUCAGGCACGGCCACUGUGAACUUGGCAGUAACACAAGGCACUCCUCAGAAUCUGGGCGAUGGUUUCAUCUAUGGGUUUCCCGACAACGCUGAUGGAUCCGCCAACACGGCUAUUCCGAAUGAACUCCGCGCUGGUUCUGGCUUCAACUACUGCCGUGCCGGAGGCGCUCAGCUGCCCUCGCCGAGUCUCGGAUACGCCAAUGGCCAGCUGCAGGGUCGUUUAAUGUCGUUCCUUUCCAACUACCGGACAUGCCGCGCUUCUGGCGCUCGUUUCCAGUUGCUCGUUCACGAUCUCUGGGGAGCGGACAGUGUUCAAAGCUCAACCUUCAAGUACCCCGGUGAUGGCGGCAGCUGGGCCGCCUUGGACGACUUCCUGACGCAGGUCAUUGCCUUUAUCAAGAACAACAACAUGCAGGCCGGACUGGAGCUUGACCUCUGGAACGAACCUGACUCGACUCUUUUCUGGAAUGCCGAUUACCAGCAGUACCUCAACACCUGGACACGCAUGUCGGAGCUGUCGUCUCUUCCUGUCACUGGACCAUCCAUUUCUGUUCCUCCCACCACCGGCAACACUUUCUGGACUCGAUGGUUGGACCACGUCAAGUCGACCAACACUGUUCCUGAUCUCUACUCCUAUCACCUCCUCAGCCUUGAUUUCACCGUCAGCGGCUCCCAAGACACAUUCAAGUCCAUGCUCAGCUCCCGCAGCAUCCCUUACAAGAAGGUCAUUGUCAACGAGUACGGCGCAACGGCGGGAGGCGACCAGACCAACGCAGGUAGCGUGUGGUACCUGGCCAACUUCGAGAGACAAAAUAUUGGAGGCCUGCGAGCUCAUUGGGGGAUGGGCGAAAACAAUCUUCACAACGGCAUGGCUGGCCUGGUCAACUUUUCAGGAUCCAACUACUUCCGUGCGGCGCAGUGGUGGGUGUACAACUACUAUUCCAAAUCCAUGACGGGGAACCGCGUGGCUACUACCUCCUCAGGAGACGGAGUCUUUGAAGUCUACGCCACGCGAGGGAGCUCUAAGGAUUCUGUCAAGCUUCUUACUGGCCUGAGACCUACGUUUGGAGUCCGGACCUACGACGUGACGGUCAAGGGUCUGAGUGCCGUUGGCAUCUCCGGUGGCACUGUCAAAAUUCGCACGAAGCGAUUCAACCACGUUGAAUGGAAUUUGGAGGGACCUGCUCCAACCGACCUGGGUGUUGUUGAACAUACCGUAUCCAACGAUCAGAUUACUUUCUUUGUUACUCCGGACAACCAGUACACAGCCUACGCAUUUGAGUUUGUCAACUAA